UUUGAAUUUAUAAAUGCUUUUCGUUUAUUUGCUAAUUUUGGAGACUAUUUAUAACUCUCUUAUAUCGGACUUUAAUUAUAAGUACAAAUUUUAUACAAAUUUGAUACAAAUUUCAUUUUGUCUUCAAUUUAGACUAAUCAUCAAAUAAUGGCAAACGAUAGAUGUGUCAAUCCGUUUGUCCAUAGGUUUCGGUUCCGGACUAUUGAUUACUUCCAGAUAAUCAUCGGUACGAUAUUAUUAGUUCCCAUGCGGAUAGUGCUCACAGUAUUUCUAUUCAUGUUGGCCUCAACUUUCGCUAAGUUUGCAAUUUAUUUGUUAAACAAAUUGCAACUCGAAAAAGAAGCCGAAAAUAAAUGGAGAUAUUAUUUAAGGAUUCCGUGUGUUUGGACCUUCAGAGCCAUGUUUUUCUGUUCGGGAUUUCAUCGCGUCAAUAUUGUGGACAAGGCCGGUCCCGACGCUGAGAAAGAGGCCCGGGUGCUA
Molecule: messenger RNA, 480 nt
Organism: Oppiella nova
Lineage: Eukaryota; Metazoa; Arthropoda; Arachnida; Sarcoptiformes; Oppiidae
Source: the annotation of a GenBank genome assembly